This is a messenger RNA of Umbelopsis ramanniana AG, 905 nucleotides long. RefSeq lists its product as uncharacterized. The transcript has 2 exons. Lineage: Eukaryota; Fungi; Mucoromycota; Umbelopsidomycetes; Umbelopsidales; Umbelopsidaceae. Gene Ontology annotation, molecular function: maleylacetoacetate isomerase activity; glutathione transferase activity. Gene Ontology annotation, biological process: glutathione metabolic process; L-phenylalanine catabolic process. Bases 10 to 711 code for a protein of 233 amino acids. The record is from RefSeq and is a predicted model, not a curated record.
CUAAAAAUCAUGUCCAUAAAACUAUACGAUUUGAAGAAAACAAGAAGUCUCAAUGAUAGGAAUCCAUGGUCACCUAAUACUUGGAAGACGCGUUAUCUAUUGAAUAUCAAGGGAUUGGACUACUCAACAGAAUAUCUUCACUUUCUUGAAAUACCUGAAACUAUUGGAAAGCUUGUUCCAGAUACACCUAAAGCCACGGUGCCAUGUAUCACGGAUGUUGACGGCAUAACCAUUCAAGACUCACGAGUUAUAGCGUUGUAUUUGGAAGAAAAAUACCCUACUCCAUCGAUUUUUCAAGGGGGUCAAGGCAUCCAUUUCUUCUUUGAGGAUUGGUCUGCCGAGAAUAUUGGCCCCAAACCUUUCCUUGCAUCGCUUCCGGCGAUGUAUAGCAGUUUAGAUGAGGAAGCCCAAUUGCACCUCCGAAAAGGUCGAGAGUUCAUGUUUGCCACCUCUUUGGAAAACUUUGCGGGAAAUCCCAAAGAGCAUAUUUUAGCCUUGAACAAAGCACUCGAGCCGGUAGCAAAGAUUCUUUCCAAAUAUAGCUUUUUGACUGGAGAUCAGGUUGGUUGGUCUGACAUUGUACUUGCAAGUCAGCUUGUCUGUCUCAAGAAGACGCAUCCUGAUAUGCUUGCAGAGGAAGUGCUAGGCAGACACAUCCAUCUCAAAGCAUGGUGGGAACGUAUGGAGGAGUACGCUAACGAGGACAACUGAUGAAAUAUAGCUCCAAUCGCAUCUACACUAUCGAACGACUAGUGUUCGUCUCGUAUUACGCACACUAUAUAUACAUUCAGAAAAUAAGGAUCCGCAAUCAUCACAAGGCUGUAAUAAAGAAUGGAUAUGUCGAUUCUAUGCCGAAAGUUGCUUAUUUCGAACGAUACCAAAACAGACACUUGAUUGGCAUCAAG